Molecule: messenger RNA, 1244 nt
Organism: Solanum verrucosum
Lineage: Eukaryota; Viridiplantae; Streptophyta; Magnoliopsida; Solanales; Solanaceae
Product: rust resistance kinase Lr10-like
Exons: 1
Biological process (GO): protein phosphorylation
Molecular function (GO): protein kinase activity; ATP binding
Source: RefSeq, a predicted model, not a curated record
CAUGUUAUUUAUUCAAUUAUUGUAGGUGUAGUUUUAGGUACAGCGCUUGUUUGCAUUAUUGUCUUCUCACUUUAUAAGCUUUAUUUGACAAGUAGAAAUGAAAGAGAGAGUCGAGUUAGACUUGAAAAGUUUUUGGAAGACUACAAGGCCAUCAGACCGACACGAUAUGCUUAUGCUGAUAUUAAGAAGAUAACAGAUGAUUUUAAUGAAAAGUUAGGAGAAGGGAGUUAUGGAACUGUAUACAAAGGCAGACUUUCCAGUGAAAUCUAUGUUGCAGUAAAAGUCCUACACGAUUCCAAGGGUAAAGGGGAAGAAUUUAUCAAUGAAAUCGGUACAAUUGGGAGAAUCCACCAUGUUAACGUGGUCCGUUUGGUUGGUUUUUGUGCUGAUGGAUUCAGACGAGCUCUGAUCUACGAAUACCUACCAAAUGAUUCACUUGAAAGGUUUAUUUUACCAGUGAGCUCAAGCCCGGGUAGUGUCUCACUCAUCAGCUGGAACAAGCUUCAACAUAUUGCUCUGGGUACUGCAAGAGGGAUUGAGUAUCUUCACCAGGGAUGUGAUCAGCAAAUCCUACAUUUCGAUAUCAAACCACAAAACAUCCUUUUAGACCAGAACUUGAACCCCAAAAUAUGUGAUUUCGGCCUAGCCAAACUAUGUUCUAAAGAAAAAAGUGCGGUCACUAUGACAGCUGCUAGGGGAACCAUUGGUUACAUUGCACCAGAAGUGUUAUCAAGAAACUUUGGUAAAGUUUCUCAUAAGUCUGAUAUUUAUAGCUUUGGGAUGGUCUUGUUAGAAAUGGUUGGUGGGAGGAUAAAGAUGGAUCCUAAGACGAAUAACCACAGCAAAGUGAAUUCUUUGGAAUGGAUAUAUAGACAUUUGGAGAAAGGGGAAGAAUUGAAGAUUCGGAUAGAGGAAGAAGGAGAUGGUACAAUUGUGAGAAAGUUAGCUAUUGUUGGACUUUGGUGCAUACAGUGGCAUCCCAAUGAUAGGCCUUCAAUAAAAGAAGUUACUCAGAUGAUGGAAGGAGAUGGGAGCCAUCUCAACUUGUCCCCAAAUCCUUUUAUGGCUACUGAUACGCCUAAGUUAAAUGCAAGUCCUCUCAGUGAAGAUCUAGACGUGAUAUUAGAAAUUGAAUAACACUUCAAAGUCAUUUGUAUAAUUAAUGAAAAGGAGAUAGUGUAAGAAUUGCAAAAGUAUUUUGUUUCAUAGUAAUCAGGAAGCUGAAUGAUACAUAUGUAGUCUUA